CCCACUUUCCUUGCGGCUCUGAACUGUGAGGUACUGUCAAAAAAACUUCUUCCACACUCGAAAUAGCUGCGUUACAGAGGAGAGUUGGAACGUGUUCUGGGAGUGGGUGUGUUUGUUUGAGUUCAGUGUGUGCAGAAAAGGCAAGCCUCCACAGCCAUUCACACACUUUCCUCCUCAGCGAUGGGUACGCAGACAGCCGAGCUCCUGGACUAAGUCUCUGAAUGUGUAUCUGACACUUCCCCUUACUGAGCUGCAGAGGCUCCCAGUGACCUCUUGGUAAUCAGCCUUGGCGGGGCCCAAAUCCCCACCCCUUGGAAAACUCACGGAGCCUGACGUCUGCCUGUGAGCGGCUUUCAGGAAAGACCUCACAAGCGCCCACCCAAUCUCCCUUAGUAGCAAAUUGCCAAACCAAGCCCAUUUCCUCAAAAGAUGGUAGAGGACUUAGCAGCCUCUUAUAUUGCUCUGAAAUUAGAGAAUGAAAUUCUGCAGGCCCAAGUGCAGCGGUUGAUGGAAGAAAAUGCUGCCCUCCAGGCCCAGAUCCCAGAGUUCCAGAAAUCCCGAGCAGCCAAGGAAGAUGAACAACUCCAAAAGCCCUCCGAGGCACAGGAGCCCCAGAAGUCCCCAGAGCUCUUGGGUUGCCCCGCAGCCUGGGAGUCCCAAGAGUCCCCAGAGAUCAAGGAGCCCACAAAGCCCCUGGGUCCCCCCCCAGCCAGGGAGCCCCAGAAGCCCCCACAGACCAAGGAGCCCCAGGAGCCCACAAAGCUCCUGGGUUCCCCCGCAGCCCGGGAGCACCAAGAGUCCCCAGAGAUCAAGGAGCCCCAGGAGCCCCCCGAAUUCCUGGAUGCCACAGCAGCCCGGGAGCCCCAAGAGCCCUCAGAGAUCAAGGAGCCCACAGAGCCCCAGCAGCUCUCAGCUUGGGAGCCUGCAGCAUCCCAGGAGCCCCAGGAGGCCCAGAAGCCCCUGGAAUCUGCAGCAGCCCCAGAGUCUCUGGAGCCCCCAGCAACCCGGGACCUCCAGACACCUCCAGUAUCCCGUGAGCUCACCACAGCCUGGGAGACCCAAGAGCCCCCAGAUACCCAGGAUACCCCAGAGGCCCAGGAGCCCCAGAAUUCAGAGCCCCAGGAGUCCCCCAAUACUGAGGAAUCCCAGGAGGCCUCCGAAUGCCAGGAGACCUCGGCACAUCUGGAGCCCCUUGAGCUUCCCUCUCCCCAGGAGACCCUGCAACCUCGAGUGCCCCAAAAGCUCCUGGAUCCCACAGAAUCCCAGGAGUUCCUAGAAUUCUCAGCAACCCCCCAAUCUCUGGAGGGCCUAAUAAAUAUGGAGACAGCAGCAGAUUCGGGUUUCCCACAAGCCCUCAGUGGGUUAGAGGUUGCAGCUGUUCCACUAGAGUACCCUUUAGCCUUCAGCGGGGAUGCCCAGAAGCUUCCUGAGUUUCUGAUUCAACUGAGUAGUUACAUGAGAGUCAGAGGGCACCUGUAUCCCACUGAAGCAGCCCUAGUGAGCUUUGUGGGCAACCGCUUCUCAGGUGAGGCAGGAAGAUGGUUCCAGCCCUUACUAGAUAUCCAAAGCCCUCUGCUGGAGCAAUUUGAAAGUUUCAUACAAGUGCUGCAGGAUACUUUUGAUGAUCCAGAAAACAUAGAAGAUGCCAAGCACUGCAUCCGUCAGCUCUGCCAAGGGGAGGACCCUGUCUACCGGUAUGCAACCCACUUCCACCUCAUUGCUCAAGAGUUGAGCUGGGAUGAAAGCACUCUCUGCAUCCAAUUUCACGAAGGUCUUCCCAGUUCUAUUCGAGAUGAGCUGUCCCGCAGAAAUUCAGCCACCAGCCUGUCAGAUCUGAUCACUCGCUGCAUCAGCCUAGAAGAGAAGCUAAGUGGUAAGCCUGAUCUCAACCCAUCAGGGCAAAGCUCCUCUGAAGGUAGAGAGAGGCCUGAGCGUCCACCAUCUGCAAAUCAGCCUGCACAAGCUGCAAGCAACCGCCCACACCUCAGUGAAGCUGAACGGGCCCGUCGCCGCGAAGGCCACUUGUGUCUCUAUUGCGGUCAUCCUGGUCAUUUUGCCAGAGAUUGUCCUGUCAAGCCUCAUCGUGCCCAGCAGGCGGGAAACAUCGAGGCCCGGCGGUAAGGGGGAUCCCGGGCGGGCCAAUCUACAAAUAUGCGUCCCCCUCUCUUCCAAUCUCCAUGUCCCGUACCCUUUGGCUGACUGUUGAAAUCCGACUAGGAAGACGACAGUUCUUUGAGCAAGCAAUGGUGGAUUCAGGCUCCUACAGAAAUAGCAUUGACCAUUCUGUGGUUCUUCGAGAGAAGCUUCCCAUUCGCAACAACAUCUUUCCUCUCAUGCUGGAAACCGUUGAUGGUCGCCCAUUGAUUAAUGGACCCGUAACCAAGGAAACACCACCUGUCGAAGUUAAAAUCGGGAACCACGUCGAAGAGCUCCAGUUUGACAUCAUUCAUGCACCACGAUACCCUCUAAUCCUUGGAAUCCACUGGCUUGAAACCCACGACCCAAACAUCGAGUGGAGUACUCGCACUGUGUCCUUUCCAUCACGUUAUUGUCACUACAAUUGCUUCAGGCACAGGUGGAAUAGAAGACGUCGUGAUGAAAUAAUUGCUGGGUAGAUCCUGUGUCCCAGUGACUGCUCCUGGCAACCUGUCUUCUGUUACCUCAGCUGUCAUCAGCAUUUGCUGCUCUCCGAAUCUGCCACUGAACCUCUGGCUAUGAACUAAGGCUACCUGUACAACGACCCUGCCUCUCGGAUCAUGGACUGUACCUGAUGACUUUGUGCUGCUUUUUAAUUUUUUUUUUACCAACCCUGCAUGCCCCCCUCCCUGAACCCUGCAAUAUGUGGGGCCACUAUAAUUACAAAGUAUACUAACACUAUGCAUGAAAAUAGAUAUUAGAAACUAAUACUUAGGAAAUGUAGCUAUUAGACUGACUUGAUUUUUUUUCUAAUCAAGAUUUUGUUUAUCACAAAUAUUGCAACUUUUUCAUGAAGAAAAUAAAUUUGCAAGUGGUAUUUUUAAAUAAUCAAUAAACAUUGGCAAUUGUA
Molecule: messenger RNA, 3046 nt
Organism: Oryctolagus cuniculus (rabbit)
Lineage: Eukaryota; Metazoa; Chordata; Mammalia; Lagomorpha; Leporidae
Gene: RTL3
Product: retrotransposon Gag like 3
Molecular function (GO): zinc ion binding; nucleic acid binding
Source: RefSeq, a predicted model, not a curated record